This is a messenger RNA of Gloeophyllum trabeum ATCC 11539, 388 nucleotides long. RefSeq lists its product as uncharacterized. The record is from RefSeq and is a predicted model, not a curated record. Lineage: Eukaryota; Fungi; Basidiomycota; Agaricomycetes; Gloeophyllales; Gloeophyllaceae. The transcript is spliced from 4 exons. The annotation marks the transcript as partial.
AUGCCUGAGCCUCUGCCCUACCCGACCAUCCCUGCCAUCGACGGGUACCUCAACUCCGCCAACAUCGAAAGGCUCGAUGGACGGAUCGUCAUGGCUACUGUCGGAUUCUUGCGCCGCACCGGCGACAUCGCCCACUGCUUCCUACCAAGCAACGGCUUCUACCCCAUCAGUAUUCAUCUCCGUCCCGGCACUGUCAUUCCCCCCGGCGUCCACUAUCUCCAGUUCUGGGGGCCAGUCAUGUCUCCUCAUCGAUUGGACCAUCGGCGCAUGCGCGAGCUCGACCAUCCCUUCGAGUCCAUCUCCAUGCGCCGCUUGAGUGAGGAUAUCGACAGAGCCACCCACCCCGCCGCCAUGCACCUCAUCGCCGAACUCCACCCCUCCGUCUGGU